This is a messenger RNA of Strongylus vulgaris, 291 nucleotides long. The record is from the annotation of a GenBank genome assembly. Lineage: Eukaryota; Metazoa; Nematoda; Chromadorea; Rhabditida; Strongylidae.
AUGGAAUCGAUCACGAAGAGAUUCUACACCAAUCUCUUUUUCGUCAACACCCCCGUCAAACCCGUUAUUCCUAGUGGAGUACUGCCACCACGGAUUCUACCUGCUGAAGUACGCGCCGCAAUUAAGACCAAGAAGGCAGCCACGGUUCUAGGACCGGACCAUGUUUCGGCUGACCUCUUACGCGCUGGAGGAUCUCGCCUACGCGAGAUACUUGCGGCACAACUAACGUCUUACCUUCAAAAAAAAGAUCCCCGACUAGUGGAGAACCACAAGUACAAUCCUCCUUCAUAA